Messenger RNA from Bursaphelenchus xylophilus (pine wood nematode), 2219 nucleotides. The record is from the annotation of a GenBank genome assembly. Lineage: Eukaryota; Metazoa; Nematoda; Chromadorea; Rhabditida; Aphelenchoididae.
AUGUAUGUGGCCUUCCUGUGGAUGGCUUUGGCCGUCUUUGCGGUCGAUUCGAAGAUUCUGAAGGUGCCGUUGAUGAGAGUGAAUAAUAGUAAGGCCUUGAGUAGUAAGACUGGACCUGCUUAUGAUGUGUAUGGGCAAAAAUUGAGGAACGACAAGGAUUUGACGUAUAAUGGUGAGAGUUGAACGGUGAUUUUGAUAAUAUGCAAAAUUUUGGCUGAUUUAUGCAAUAAAAAAAAUUACGUAAAUUUUUGGUUGAUUUGAAUAAUGAUGAAAAAUUAUUUAAAUUUUUGGUUGAUUUGAAUAAUAAUGAAAAAUUAUGCAAAUUUUUGGCUCAUUCGAAAAACAGUGAAAAAUUAUGAAGAUUUUGUAAAAGACGUUGUAGUUGUAGAACGUUUUUCUUGAAGUAGCUGUAAAAUCAGUAACUCUCAUUUUCUAAAGCCAUAUUUUUUAUCAAAUUUCCAUAUUUAUGCAAAUUUUUUGCUCUUCACAUUGUUCGCUUUUAGGAGUUGUAAGUGUCGGAACUCCUCCUCAAAGCUUCAGAGUGGUCUUUGACACUGGCUCCGACAUCUUCUGGCUCCCAAAAAAGGGAUGUCGAUCCAGUGGCCCGCUAGCUUCUUCAUGUCGCUUUGGAAAAGGACUGUACAAUCCUGAGGGCUCAACAACUGCCGACAAGUUAGGGAAGUCGUUUCAUAUCACAUAUGGCACUGGGAGUGCGGUGGGCGAAUGGUGGAUGGACGAACUGUCGGUAAAUCAACCUUUUUUUACAAGUUAUUCCAACGUAGUGUAAUGUUUCCGCAAAAAAAAUAUUUUUUUUUCCGGACGAAAUUGGCUAGGACAGGGCUCAAAACAAAAAAAACUGCUUUUCUCUGACCGCUCUCUUCGUUUCGCCUACUCUCUCAGCCGCAAAAAUUGUGCAAUAUCUCGGCUGCGGUUGCGAAGCGCAAGCUAAAACUUUCAGGAAUUAAUAUCUAGCAUAUGCUCAAAAUGUGUGCAAGGUUUAAUGAAAAUCUGAGCGUUGCACUUGGAGCACUUCUUUUGUAAACCAUAAACAAAAUUUCCAAUUUUAUACAAAUCAGUUUGCUGAUUCGCUUUUUUAAGACCCUGAAAAGCGGCCACAUCAACAAAUGACGACUAAUUUUCAGUUCGGAGAUCCCAGCGGCGACCAACUCAAGCUCCCCGAAAAGGUUCAAAUCGGCGCUGCGACUCAGAUGACCUUCUCCGAUGAGGGCAUCCUUGGCCUUUCCUUUCCGGCCGCCAACUCUCCGAAACCAGUCUUUCAACGGGCCGUUGAAUUGGGCAUCAUGACCGACCCGGUCUUCACAACAUAUCUUCGUUUAUGCCCCACGGGCUGUGAAGAUGGGGGUGUAAUUACGUUCGGAGGUGAAGAUCGGGAACAUUGUGGACCUGUGACAGAUUGGUCCCCGGUGGAUGAUACGAAAAUGCACUGGAGAUUUGUUAUGAAUGGAUAUGAGGCGGGGAAUUUGAAGAAGGAGAGCGGAAUGACUGUGAGUCUUUUUUUAGAUCGAUUCUGAAUUAAAAUCGAUAUUUUUUACAAUUUUAACGCUGUCAAAAUUUUUAUGAGUCCUUGUUACUCCUUGUAGAAUGCCGUCUACAAAUUUGUUUUGACGAAAACCGAUAACUUUAACCAUUUUUACAUCAAAGCCCUUCAAAAUAUUCACCAAUAAUAUAGUUGAAGCGACAAAAAAGCAUUUUACAGGGUUAAAAUUCUCUUUUAAUCGCAUCGCAGCGUAUCUUUUACCCGUUAGCGACCUAGAAACCAUUUCUGACCCUUGAAACAGAAUGCCAAAAUUUGGCGGGAAUUUCCGUUAAAAAUUCGAUUUAUCAUCAUCUUGAUGACUAAAACAAGGUCCCAAUGACUCGAAAAUUUUCAGGCCAUCACUGACACCGGCACCUCCUUCAUUCUAGGCCCAAGCGCCGACAUUGCCAACAUUGCACGUCAAAUCGGCGCCGUCCGGCAACGCAACGGCGAUUAUUACAUCAGCUGCGCGCGCGACUUCAAAUUCAAGAUAAAGUUCGGCGAUAAUUGGUACCAGAUCAAAUCGCACAUGCUGAAGAUCUCGCUGGGACGCUACUGCCAGCUGACGAUGGCGGCCGCCGACAUUGGGUUCUGGGUGCUGGGGGACCCGUUCAUCCGACAAUACUGCCAAGUCCAUGAUGUGGAGAAGAAACGAGUGGGAAUUGCUCAAGCUUAUAACUGA